AUGGGGCAGUCGUUGAAGGCAAAGUCCCUCCCUUCGAGGUCCGGGUCCGUCUCAGAACCGGAGGGGAAGGGCGACCCUGUAGCCAAGGAAGGCAACGAGCGCGGGAGCGACUCAGGCGGCCGGUGGAGCUCGCGGGAGGAGGCAGGUGGUAUUUCCCAGCCCCAGCAAGGCGGAGGUGAGGCCUUCUCAGGGGGCUGGGCCGGCGCGGGACAAGGGAGCGAUUGCUUGCGCUCGGGCAGCGUCUCUGCUCCCCACCAACCCACUCAGACAUCGGUUUCCUCGGGCGUCUACACCGAAGUCAGAGGGGAGAAGGGCUCUCAGGCUGAUGAAAAACCAAAGAAUGAUGUGAUUGUAUUGAGUGACUGGCCUGAGACUCUCUACCAGGAGCCUCACCAUCCCCAGAGCAAGCCUUUCAUCUGCUUCUACUCCAUCAAUGUCAACUAUUUUGUGUCCUUAAACUGGAUGGAGCCACAUUCAAAACAAAUACAGGCAGUACUUUGGGUACAGAAGAAAGAUACAGAAAUGGGAGGAAUCAUAGAGAAGAUGAACUUUCCUGUGAUGGAUCAAGUGCCACCUGUUGAAACAAUGGUCCACACAGGUUCUUCCCACAUGUUAAUUGCUUACUGUGGUGACAUGCACCUGCGGCUCUUCGGAGACCAUCAUCGAGCAUUCAUAUCUCUGGGCACAGUGCCCUGUCGUUUCUCCAUCAGCUGCCUCUGCUAUGACUCAGAAACUGAUAUACUGCUCUCUGGUACCUUGGGGGCUGUGGUUACCUGGCUUAUCAUACCAAACAGCAGGGGCCUCCAGAUGGCACAAAUAAUGCCCAUGCCUGAUCAUGAGCUUGUACAGGGCUUUUCCCUGAAUGGCCCCCAUGGCUCCCUCCUGGCUUUCUGUGAGAAUAUGGUGAGGGUCUUUACCCACCAGGGUCAGGGCCAGCUGAAAGAGGUUAAAAAAUUCACUCCCAUAGCCAGUGGCUCUUCCAUCACUUGCUCAUUCACUUGUGUCUCUCAGGGCUCUUUCUAUGCUGGAAACAAGGAUGGAGAGAUCCAUGCUUGGGGUCUAGACCAGGGUAACUUCCUCCACAGCUUCCAAGCCCAUUCCUCUUCAGUGAUAUGUGUUCACAGCCGGCCAGAGACCUACACUUUACUAACAGCAGGCCAAGAAGGUGUAGUAAAGGAAUGGAAUCUUGCCUUUGGGAACUUGCUGCGGCAGCUGAAUAUUGAUGAAGAUCUGCAGCGACUUCAGUUUAUUGAUAACACCACUUUUUUCUGCCAGACCACCCACAAUUUCUCAUUGCACCACCUGCCUUACUUUUAUAGCCUCUUCAAUGUCUGUGGUUCUGCUCCUGAAAAGGUGCAGCGGGUCUGCUGUGGCCAUAAUUGGACUCGGAUCCUGUGUGCCACUAAGGAUGGUUUGUUGCGCUUCUUGUCUCCAGUAACAGGAGAUCUCCUCGUUAUCACCUGGCCUCUACUUAUCAUGGAUAAGGCCGUGGCUUGGGCCUAUGACUCAGACAAAGAAGAGCUCUUUGUGGCAACAGGCAGUUCAGAGGUGCUGGUGUUUGAUGCAACGCACUCUCCUUGCACAGCCAAGUACCUGGUAUGCACUUCGGUAAAUUCUAGGGAUAGAGUAAGAUGCCUGGCCUACGGGCAGUCCCAUUUGGGUAUGGGCCUAGGAGGACUGAUGUUCUGUGGGCAUGACAGUGGCAUUGUGAGAAUCCUCUCCCACUAUAGCUAUGCCCGAAUAGAAAAGACUGUUCACUCUGGGGCAGUUUUGGCACUGUCUACCCUGGAGGGUCCCCAGGAAAUCUCCUUACUCUGUUCCUAUGGCAUGGAUCGUAUUUUAUACCUGACAGAGGCUGUGCUUCAGAAGAACAAGGUAAUUCUGCAGCCCAUAAACAAAAUUCUAUGUGCUUGUGCCCUAACACAUGUGAUACUCUUGCCAGGUUCAGUGGGUGCUAUCACUGAGAACCACUGCUGGCGUCUCUGGCACUACCAAAAUUUUCUGAAAUCUUCAGAAUCAAAACAAAGUUCUGUGUUUAAAGAAACAAAAUGCCUGCACCAAUGUGCAAUAACUUCAUUUGAUGUCUGCUAUUCCCUGAAACUUUUUGUCACAGGGGGCAUUGAUGGCUCAGUCCGGAUCUGGGAUUUCCAUGGUAGGCUUAUAACUGAGUUGGAUUCAGCAUUGGAUUUUGGCCCACUCUGCUUUGCCAAUAAUCGGGGUGACCUGCUUUUGACUUUCAACCAGAGUCUUUACCUGGUAUCCUGCUUAAAUUUGCUCCCUCCUACUCAGCUGAUUCACCUAGCUAACCUAAGCAGUGCAGAUGAUAUACAAGAAGUCCCUAAACCCUUUCUGCCUAGUUUCUUCCUUUCUUUUGAAAGAGUAUUUGUACCCAAAUUUGUUUACCUUGGACAAGGGCUCCAGGAAUUACAGGGUCUAGAAGCCCUUGUUAACAAACGGGUCAUUGCCUUUGACAACACUGUGCCCCAUGUUGUAGAGGAAGAGAGACAUAUGUCCACUGUGAUUCAAGUGGAACCCAAAUUAUACUUUUCAGGGGAUAAGAAUAUUGCUUUUGACCCCAAGCAUAAUAGUCCUCCACACAUGGUUCCUGCUCAGUUACAACUUGCUGACUGGGAUGGAUUGAACUAUUACCAUAUGUUACAUUGCUUCUUUGGUAAAGGGCAGCAAUGGCCCUUCGCUCCUGAUGGCUACAUCCCCAACUCAGUUAUCCGUGCCCGCCUUUGGCCUGAUGGUACCCCAAUCUUCUUACGCUAUGAUCUGUACCAAGAUAAGGACUGGGACAUGACCAAACUUGUCAGAUCCCUGACACUGUCACCUGUGACUCUACUAGAAGAGAACGUCUCAAUGAAAAAAGAGGAUAAAUCCAAGAAGUGGAAAAAAACUUUCUAUGAUAUUCUAGUAAGUAUGAUAAACCAAAAUUGGACAGGAAGAAAAUUGGAUGAAGAACUUAUAAAUCAUUUAAUUGAGGCCAUCCUCAACCUCACAAUUUACUGUUCUGUAGAUCAAUAUAAGACAUAUAUUACUGUCCUGGCACAAUUUUUUUCCACUUAUCAAGUAUCUCCAAGAUUGUGCUAUGAGGCUGCCUGUCGCCUAAUGGAAGAUACAGUCCAUCCCAAUCCAUGCAUCCGUGAGCUAGCCUGGGAGGGGCUGGAGAGGCUAGGCAUCCUGAGCCAUCUCUUUGCUGUUCCACUGGCUAUAGGAUUGAUGGACAGUGAUGAGAAUGUGCGGGCUAAGGCCUUACACCUUAUGAUAAGAGUCACAGGCAUCCAAACCAAGACUAUGCUGGUAGGCCUGCUGAGGAAAGAAGAAACCUUCCGAGAAAUGCAGCAAGAAUUUAUUGGAGAAGCCUCUCUGGACCAGCUACUGGGGAUCCAAGCUAAAGAUAUCCAGUGCCUGCUUACUCAGGUAAAGCAGCGGCUAAAUGAAAACUUGACCUUGUCAUAUAGAGACCAACAACCUACUUUUCAUUCAGACAUAUCAAUGGCUGGCGAACCUGAGAUGCUUGUCAAACAAAUAGUCGAGGAGAGCCUGAGUGAGAAGGAGAGCCUGAAUGAGGAGGAGGAGGAGAAGAGCCUGAGUGAGGAGGAGGAGGAGGAGAGCCUGAGUGAGGAGGAGGAGGAGGAGAGCCUGAGUGAGGAGGAGGAGGAGGAGGUGAGCCUGAGUGAGGAGGAAGAGGAGGAGGAGGAGAGUCUGAGUGAGGAGGAGGUGGAGGAGGAGGAGGUGGAGGAGGAGGAGGUGGAGGAGGAGGAGGAGAGCCUGAGUGAGGAGGAGGAGGAGGAGAGCCUGAGUGAGGAGAGACGUGAACAUAGGUCCAAAGGUAAGAGGUGGAAGCAGUUCUUUAAGUACCAGGAUUCCCCAGUGGGGAAAACUGAAGGCCAGGUCCCAGGGCCAGCCCCAGCGCUAGCCCCAUCCCUUACUUCUAUACCAGCCAAAAGGCCAUGCCACUCAGAAGCAAGCUUCUCAGAUGAGGACUGGAUUACCAAUGCCUUAAUAAGACUGGAAGCAGGAGAGCAGCUUUCCAGGGACAGUUUCCAUAGACUGCACCAGCAUCUCAGAGAUUUCAUUUCAAAGGGAUAUUUGAAAUGGAUGCAUCUGUGCAGUCUUAAAGCCAUUGCUAAACACCUCAGGCAGAACCUAGAAGUAAGUCACACAGACAUAUCACAGCCCUCUAAGGAUGUUUUGAGUCCAGUGCACUUAAAAGUGAUCCCUCCAAUUAGAAGAAAACAAAAAGAGAGCUGGCUAGAGCCAUUAUCUAUUGUUGAGCCAGUGUUACCAUCAGCUACCAGGAGGAUUCGAGUCCCAAAGGCCAAUUUACACUGGCAUCUCUUAGGAGAACCUUACAGGAGUGCGCGGGUACAGCAGUUAUCCAAUGCUCUCAGAGAGAUGGAAAUGAAACACUUUUAUCCUGCUGCAAGAGAGAUUUUCACAGGUGCCCAUGCCUCUGUGGACAAACAAACUCUAGCACUGAUGUUUCAGAAGGAUAUCAGGGCUUUUAAGGGAAAAGACAGGCCCCUCAAGUUGCCUAAGUUGAAAAAGGCACAGACCACCUCUAAAAAAAAGGAAGAGGUGCCUCAGUGGGAGACAUUUGUGGCACUGUAUUAUGUUUUGCAGAUGUUGCAGCAACGAUAUGCAAAAGACAGCACUGCUUGGAUGGAACAGUUUUACCAACUCAUGGAUCUGUACCAAUUUAAGUCCCCUCAAAUCCAGAGGCUUCUACUAGAGUUGCUGCACAGAGAAGAACUCCAACCCCGAGAGAUUAUGUACCAAAAGGCCCUGAAAACUCAGGAGCUAGUCCCUGGUGAACGGUUGUUCUGUGGCCUGUUUUGUGGUCAUUCCCAUGUCCCUGCAGGUCCUCUCAAGUUCCAGAACGUUGUACCACUGCCUGGGAAAAGCAGAGUGCAUACUAUCCAACCUGUGGGCAUUGCCCAGUAUGGGUUCCUAGAACUUGCCUGGAAAAACCUACCACAAGUCAAUUCUUACCUUAUUGAGAGGCUGCCCAACAUCCCUACUCCUACUCUAUGA
Nyctereutes procyonoides (raccoon dog) is the source of this 5040-nucleotide messenger RNA. RefSeq names its product WD repeat-containing protein 87-like. NCBI's taxonomy places the organism in Eukaryota, Metazoa, Chordata, Mammalia, Carnivora, Canidae. The record is from RefSeq and is a predicted model, not a curated record. Bases 1 to 5040 code for a protein of 1679 amino acids. Gene Ontology annotation, molecular function: protein binding. The transcript is spliced from 9 exons.